UUAGACACUGAUGCUCAGGCAAAGGGAUUCAACGAGAUCGCACAGGAAUACAAAGCGUGGUAAACAUCGCGCCUUGGUUUUAUAUUUUUGGAACUAUAAAGUGUUUUAGGCUGGUGAAGACACCACGGCGACAGUGAAAAUGAGUACCGAAGUGGACAUGAAGGACGUGGAGCUGAACGAAGUGGAGCAGGAGAAACAGCCGAUGACCGCGGGAGACGCAGGUAACGGAGAUGCCAGCUCUCCGACCAGCACGGAAAAAAACGGCGUUGUAAAGGUGAAGAUGGCCGAUGAAACGGAGACCAAGUUCACCGGGCUGUCAAAAGACGAGCUCCUGAAAGUGGCGGGAACCCCUGGAUGGGUGCGCACUCGCUGGGCCUUGCUCAUCCUCUUCUGGCUGGGUUGGCUCGGGAUGCUGGCUGGGGCCAUCGGGAUCAUCAUCCAGGCUCCUCGCUGCAAGCCGCUCCCGGAAAUGAACUGGUGGAACGAAGGGCCUCUGUACGAGAUUGGAGAUGUGCAGGCCUUCUCCGAGAACCUUGAAGGGCUGAAGCAGAAGAUUGACGCGCUCGCUCAGCUGAAGGUGAAGGGCCUGGUGGUCGGCCCCAUCCACAAGGACCCCUCAAACAACGAGAACGAGCUGGACCUCAACACUGUGUCUGUGGCCGGGUCCCUGACCCAGUUCAAAGCGCUGCUCGACGCCGCACACAAGAAGGGCAUCAACGUGGUUCUGGACUUGACUCCCAAUUACCUGGGGCAGCAGGCCUGGUUUGACAAUAUGAUGACCGUCGCUGACAAAGUGAAGGUGGCCCUGGUGCACUGGCAGAUGCAGGGGGUGGACGGCUUCAAGUUCUCCGGGUUUGAGCGCGUCGUCGAGGUUGCGUCUCCUGUCUGGGAGGAGCUGCGUGGCAUCAUUAAAGCCCCCCAGAACGGCACCAAAGAGAAGGGGUUACUUAUGGGGGUGACUGACAAGACCUCCCCUGAACAGGUGGGCCGCCUGCUCAACAGCUCUGGCGUGGACCUUCUUCUGUCGGGCAUCCUCCGCGCCAGCGAGCAGAGCGGCAUGCAGGUGGCGAGUGCUGCUCAGCAGCUCCUCGGCUUGCAGAACCAGACCAAGCUGGCGUGGAACGUGGGCGAUCGCGAGCAGGGCCACCUGGCGUCGCUGGUGGGUGCCGACCUGGUGAAGUUCAACCAGAUGCUGCUUCUCACGAUGCCCGGCACGCCCGUGUUCAACUACGGGGACGAGAUCGGUCUGGAGGACGAGGGUGCCACCAAGUUCCCUCCGAUGAUCUGGUACAAACCUGAAGAUGCUGAAACUUUGAACGGAACUGCAAAGGACGAGAUGGAGCGGCGGCUCGCCCUGCGCAGCUUCUUCAAGUCUCUGAGCGACCUGCGCUCGAAGGAGCGUUCGCUGCUGUACGGCGACUUCGUGCCCCUGCACAGCUCCAACUCCUCGCUGGCAUACCUGCGCAGCUGGGACCAGAGCCCGCGCUACCUGGCCGCCUUCAACUGGGGGUCCGACGCGGUCACCCUGAGGCUGGAGGACGCCCAGCUGCCUGAGCAAGCCACCGUGGAGGUCAGCACAGACCCAGAGAAGCUGCAGCCCAAGAGCCAGGUGGACCUGAAGGCCCUGGAGUUGGGGGCUGGCCAGGCAGUUCUGCUGCAGUUCCCCUACACGGGCUAGAGUUUUAACUGCUGCAGAACCAUUUUUAGAGCCAGUGCAUCUCUGCAUCUCUGUUUAGUCAUUUUUUUUUUUUUUUUUUUUUUUUUUAUAUAUUUAAAUCCCAUGCAGUCCUUUUUAUUGUGUUUUUAUUUGUUGUGGGCAUUCUGUUACGAUUGGUUUUUAUGUUACUUUUUUAAAAAUGAAAAAGAUGCUCAAUGCACUGAACACGUACGCUGGUUUUUUUUUUUUUCCUUCAGUGGUCACAUCACGCUCAAAGGAAAAUGUAACAUGUAAACAUGCAGACUACUUCCAAAGCCCUAGUUUCAACGUUGGUACCUCAAAUGUGGUAUGCAUCCAGAUCUCAAACUAUUCAACCUACUGUUGCUCAUAGUACAUUCCAUACAUUUACUGCACGUGAGGAUCUUCAUGUGAUUGGACCACUGAUAUGUCAGAACAUUUGAUGCAAAAGGAUGUGUGUUUUAUGCCCCACCCCUUCCCCCACAUACACACCUUGUAUGCAGUGGAAAGGUGAUGCUAGUGAUGUAGGAUGUCUGUGAUGUAAUGCAAUCCUGUUGUCCUCUCCUUUAAAACACACACAGAGCAUGAAAUGUCAAGGAGAAAAUAAACUAACUUAAGCAACUCUCAAA
Molecule: messenger RNA, 2304 nt
Organism: Alosa alosa (allis shad)
Lineage: Eukaryota; Metazoa; Chordata; Actinopteri; Clupeiformes; Clupeidae
Gene: slc3a2b
Product: solute carrier family 3 member 2b
Exons: 9
Coding region: 140-1678 (512 amino acids)
Biological process (GO): amino acid transport; carbohydrate metabolic process
Source: RefSeq, a predicted model, not a curated record